AUAUUCAUAAUUCGCGCGCUCCGCCAGCAGAUGUCUCCGCGGUCGGUAAGUCCGAGAUUAGUAGUACAGAGGCCGUUGGCGCGCGAGCAAUUGUACCAUGUCGACGACGACGGCGACGUUGCACGUGUUACGUUGUCGCGGUUUGAAUAGGCUCGCGCUCCUGCAGUCGCGCUCACCGUCCCGAGUACUAGUGCAGCAGCUGCGCCAGCCAGUGCAGGAGUCGUUAGCUCGCAAGUCCGUUAUCGCCAGGAACAUGUCGACGAGCUUCAGCACCGUAGAACGAGGCGCGCCCAACUCGCCCGAGUACCGGCUCUUCUUCCAAAAUGAAAACAGCCCAAUUUCUCCUAUGCAUGACAUCCCAUUGUUUGCGGAUGAAGCCAACAAAACAUUCCACAUGGUCGUUGAAGUACCAAGGUGGACAAAUGCAAAAAUGGAAAUUAACUUGAAGGAAACGUUGAACCCAAUCAAGCAAGAUAUUAAGAAGGGUAAUCUCAGAUUUGUUGCCAAUUGCUUCCCCCACCACGGCUACAUCUGGAAUUAUGGCGCACUUCCACAAACAUGGGAAAACCCAGAUGUAUUGGAUGAGGCCACUGGUUUUAAAGGAGACAAUGAUCCCAUUGAUGUUUUGGAGAUUGGCUACAGGGUAGCCAAACGAGGUGAAGUGUUGAAAGUGAAAGUUCUAGGUUGCGUUGCACUUAUUGAUGAAGGUGAAACUGAUUGGAAGAUUAUUGUCAUCGAUGUGAAUGACCCGUUGGCUAAUCAGAUGAAUGAUGUUGCUGAUAUUGAUAAGCAUUAUCCAGGUUUACUGAAAGCCACAGUUGAAUGGUUCAAGAUCUACAAAAUUCCUGAUGGCAAGCCAGAAAAUCAAUUUGCCUUCAAUGGAGAAGCAAAAUCGAGGGACUUUUCUUUACAUGUUAUUGAAGAAGUACACAAGCACUGGCAAAGCCUUAUUAAGAAAGAAACUAGUUCUGGAAACAUUUCAUGUACAAAUGUAACGGUAACGGACAGUCCGUUCCAAAUCACAACAAAUGCUGCAAAUGAGGUCCUACAGAAAUCUCCAGAACCACAAGUAGCACUGCCUAUUGAUCCUAUUGUCGAUAAAUGGCAUUAUGUUCACCUGCAGUGAAGAGGAAAUUAGCAGCUAUAAACAGAGAACUCUCAUAGAUAAUGCAGAAAUGAAACAAAGCUGUUUGUUCAUUUUUGCUAUGCACUUUAUCUUGUCACUUUUUCAGUAAUUGUGCAGCAAGCCUUAAGGUAUUUAAGUUACUGUUGUAAUAAACAGUUUUAUUUAUUGCAAAUGUAGAAUGAUAAUGAAGCAUAAUUAAAAAAUUAUAAGAAGCAGUUGAUAGGAAAGGUUGUAAUAUAUCUAAGAUGAAGUGAAAGACAAAGACUUGGUAUGUUAUGAAAAAAAAAAAAUAUUUUUUUCACGCAAAUAAGAGAAUUCAAUAAAAAGAUUCAUCUUUGAUAA
Nasonia vitripennis (jewel wasp) is the source of this 1468-nucleotide messenger RNA. It is a transcript of the gene Nurf-38, whose product is annotated as inorganic pyrophosphatase. NCBI's taxonomy places the organism in Eukaryota, Metazoa, Arthropoda, Insecta, Hymenoptera, Pteromalidae. Gene Ontology annotation, molecular function: inorganic diphosphate phosphatase activity; magnesium ion binding. Gene Ontology annotation, biological process: phosphate-containing compound metabolic process. The record is from RefSeq and is a predicted model, not a curated record. Gene Ontology annotation, cellular component: cytoplasm. Bases 98 to 1126 code for a protein of 342 amino acids. The transcript has 8 exons.